AUGAAACCCCCCACAAACAAAAAAAACGAAGGAUACCUGGACCCAUCCCACCCAGCGACCCAACUCAACCCCUCCGCCUUCCCCACCUUCCGCUCAGACGCACUCAAUCUGCGAGCGGCGCCCGUAGGGGUGUUGUGGAAGAUGGCGCCGCCUUUUGGGUGGCCUUUACAAGCACCUUUCGAGACGUGGUCGGAUAAAGUGGCGAGACACUUUGGGUUGACUCCUACACACGCUGAGACGAAUGCUGCUGCCCGACCUACAUGGGAAGGCGGCACCAGUUAUCUGAACAAGAAGCGAAAAGAGAAGAGGAAAAAAUUCGAUAUACCCAUGUCCUUCUUCUCUGCUACGAACCAGAAACGGAUGGGUGGGAAAGCGGUUUAUGUUGGUGCUAUUAAGCGGAAGAUCAAGAAUGCGACGAGGCUUGUUGUGCUUAGGGGUGCGAAGGUGGGGAGGGGGGAGUAUAAGGGGACCCCGUACGCUAAGGUUGUUUUUGAUGAGGAGGAGGUGAGGAGGAUGGAUGGGAGAGGGUGGAUUAUGCCUGGUUGGUCGUACGUGUUCUUCCCGACAACGGAAGUAUACCGUAUGCCGUAUCCAGACCUUGUCAGUUGUAUACGCGACGCUCUGCGUUUUGUGUAUACAAAGGCACAUGCGAUGGAACAGGGGUGGCUCAAAGCUGAAGAGAGGAAGUUCGGCUUCAGAAAUCCCAGUCCAUCAAGACCCGGUCCUAGUUCUAGGACGCCAACCGUUCCAAGGAAAUCACCUAAGGCUGAGGAUACGGAAGGGAAGAAGCCCGGCAAGUCGAGCCCCAAGGAAACCUGGCUCCGAUACAAAAGAUUGUCUACCCUCUCCGAAAAAAUUGGCGAAGACACCUGA
This is a messenger RNA of Laccaria bicolor S238N-H82, 873 nucleotides long. RefSeq lists its product as uncharacterized. The transcript has 2 exons. The coding region runs from base 1 to 873 and encodes 290 amino acids. NCBI's taxonomy places the organism in Eukaryota, Fungi, Basidiomycota, Agaricomycetes, Agaricales, Hydnangiaceae. The record is from RefSeq and is a predicted model, not a curated record.